Messenger RNA from Paracoccidioides brasiliensis Pb18, 246 nucleotides. RefSeq lists its product as uncharacterized. The record is from RefSeq and is a predicted model, not a curated record. The transcript is spliced from 2 exons. The coding region runs from base 1 to 246 and encodes 81 amino acids.
AUGACUGAGAAGAGCAGUCGUCUAAAAAUAUUCCAUGUCACACACAUCAAGGAAGUCAGCGUCAGAUCGGGUAAUUCGCUUACUAGGGAAGAUCACUUGGAAACGAGCCAAGUCCCUCUAACGGAUCUUAGUUCACCUGCACGUGGACAGCGGCUCCAUGGCCUCGAGGACGAGGAAGAGGAGAGGUCACUCUGGUCUGCUCAACCGCGGCAGAAUCAUGCAGCCUCGAGGUUGCCCUUCACCUGA